Tribolium castaneum (red flour beetle) is the source of this 5763-nucleotide messenger RNA. It is a transcript of the gene gpp, whose product is annotated as grappa. The record is from RefSeq and is a predicted model, not a curated record. Bases 188 to 4177 code for a protein of 1329 amino acids. Gene Ontology annotation, molecular function: histone H3K79 methyltransferase activity. NCBI's taxonomy places the organism in Eukaryota, Metazoa, Arthropoda, Insecta, Coleoptera, Tenebrionidae. Gene Ontology annotation, cellular component: nucleus. The transcript is spliced from 9 exons. Gene Ontology annotation, biological process: DNA repair; DNA damage checkpoint signaling; regulation of transcription regulatory region DNA binding.
GCAAUAAAUGAUGUUGGGUUGGUAGUACUGUCAUAGCACUUGCGCGCUUAACGUGUAUGUUCGGCGAUGGCGUGUUUUGCUGUGUGAAAUCUAUUUAAUUGUUAAAAAAUGUGUUUAUAAAGUGGUUUAGUUAGUUCAAAUGGUGUUCAUAUUUAGUGCUAAGGGCUGCGUUAGUUGAUAUCGACCCAUGUGUGCGCUGGAAUUGAAACUGCAUUCUCCGGCGGGGGCAGAACCAGUAUUAUACACUUGGCCGUUAACCUCAGGACGAGGAAACGACAAACAUGAUGGUGCCCUUGAGAUCGUCGAAACCAUCAGAUGGGUCUGUGAAGAUCUGCCGGAGCUUAAACUGCCGUUGGAAAACAACAUUCUCUGUGAUUAUGAUACGAAAGAUUACGAGAGUAUGAAAAAUCUCUGCGAUCGGUUCAAUCGGGCCAUUGACAGCGUUGUUGCUUUGGAGAAAGGAACGUCGCUGAUAGCCCAAAGGCUGAACAAGUACCCGUCCAGAGGGCUCCUCCGCCACAUCCUCCAGCAAACGUACAACGCUGCCGUCACCGACCCCGAAAAACUGAACCAAUAUGAACCGUUCUCCCCUGAAGUGUACGGCGAAACAUCCUACGAUCUAGUCUGCCAAAUGAUCGAUCAAAUCGACGUGACAUCCGACGACGUGUUCAUCGACUUGGGCUCAGGAGUGGGUCAAGUGGUUCUCCAAAUGGCUGCGGCGACGCCGUGCAAAGUGUGCUUCGGCAUAGAACGGGCCGAAGUUCCAAGCAGAUACGCCGAAGCCAUGAACAAGUAUUUCCGGACGUGGAUGUCCUGGUACGGGAAGCGAUACGGAGAGUACAAAUUAAUAAGGAGCGAUUUUUUGACGGAGGAACACCGCGAGAAAAUCAACCAAGCAACGAUCGUUUUUGUUAACAAUUUCGCGUUCGGACCGGCUGUUGAUCACCAGCUGAAAGAGCGGUUCGCCGAUUUGAAGGACGGAGCUAGGAUCGUUUCGUCGAAGAGUUUUUGUCCGCUGAAUUUUCGGAUCACCGAUCGGAAUUUAAGCGACAUCGGGACGAUAAUGCACGUUUCGGAGAUGACGCCAAUGAAGGGAUCGGUGUCCUGGACUGGGAAACCAGUCUCUUAUUACUUGCACAGGAUUGAUCGGACGAAGCUGGAACGGUAUUUCCAAAGGAUGAAGAAGCCACAGCUCAAAAACGGUGACGAUAAUGACAAUUCACGUAGUGCGCGUGAAAAGGCUAAGAGAGAUCUUUCUAAACAGUUGGGGUCGUCAUCUGAUUCCGACUAUGACGACCAAGACAGUAAUUAUGGACCUACGACACGCAAAGCUUGGUCCGAUUAUUGUUCCACUAAGGGUAAAAGUAGUCAGUCGGAAGAGGAGGGUAACAACAAGAAUGGAAAGCGACAGCCGAAGAAAUUACGGAGAAAAAUACAACGUGGGAAAAAUCAAGCCAAUGGUGAAAAGGCACAAAAGACGGGACCGAAAUCUCGCAGAGGAAGAGUGAAGAAAGGUGGGAAACCAAAGAAGACGAUCAAAAUCAACGGCUUGGAUCUGCUACACAACGAAACACUUCUGAGUACAUCCCCGCAAGCGAUAGGUAAAAAGCUUCCACCAGCACCUGGUUGUGUCGAUCAGCAAUUAACAGCAUUAAGUACUGAACUCGUUCACAAUGAAUUAGACAUACCUCAAGCCCCAGCAAGUACACCGUACGGUCUCCAGAUUCUUUUAGACAUGUUUAGAGCUCAAUAUAUGCAAAUGUUGAAUCAAAUGAAACAACCGACUUACAAAACCAGCGUCGAGAAUCAUAUCAAACAAGAGAAAGAAAGAAAUAAGAAACUGCAAAACCGUGCCGCCCAACUAGAAAAGCAAAUAAAGGUGUUAAUCGAUGACAGUGUCGCACUCCUGAAGGCCCGUAUGAGCGAACUGGGAAUAAACGCAACAUCACCGGUCGAUCUCCUAGCAAAAGCCAAGGAAAUCGUGUGCCGCCAUAAAGAACUCCAAGCGAAAGCAAGCAAAUUGCAAGGCCAAGUCGCCAGUUUGGAGCAAGAACAGAACAAUCUGGUCAUCCAACGACAACAAGAAAUCGUCGAAAAGUACAACGGACGCGACACUUGCCACGACUUAUCGCCGAUCGCGACCCAAGAAUACAUUUUACGCGAAAUAUCCUCAACCCUCGCCCACCGCAAAAAACUCCACAAUCAAGUGUCGCGUCUCGAAGGCGAGCUCCUCUCCCUAGAGAAAGCCAACGAGGAGCGCAAACAAGCACAAGCUCUAGCCACGCGCCAGCAACAAACACCCAGCACGAAAUCGUCGCGAAAAUCCCGCGAAUACCGCGCCAGGUCCCAAGACUGGCCCGACGUGCCUGACAUCGCCAAAAUCGAAGAACAAAACCCCGAAAUCCUCGCCCAGAAAAUCCUCGAAACGGGGCGCAAAAUCGAAGCCAGUAAAAUGUCAGCGAACUGCCGGAAAAUCAACCUCGUCCGCAACAACAUGCCGGCCCCCUUACCGGUGCCAAAGCGUCAAAAAACGAGCUAUUCGCUACCACCAACCCAGAGCAGCGCAACUCGGGCCCAAGAACCGCCAAGACUGGCCGACUUCGAGGACCGGCUCAAAAGCAUCAUCACGUCGGCACUGAACGAAGACCAGCAAAACCGCAACCGGGCGCAGUCUGCCUACCAGCAGCAGCAAAACUACGUCAAUUUCCAGAACGACAAACACAAGUUUGCUAAAUACAAUCGGUGCGAAACCGUGGUCAAACAGAACGAGGAGCGCAGUUUCGCCCAACAGGAAGGUCUCGCCGGCAUGAUGGAGUCGUACCGGACGGAAGUGCCGAAAGUCUCGCCGCAUGUGGCAAGACAAGUGGCGCCGGAACAGCCCGACUAUACCCAAGUGUCUCCGGCCAAGCUAGCGCUGAGACGCCACCUGUCCCAGGAGAAGUUGGCCGCACAACACCACAGUUUUAGCUCGUCGGACGGCAUCGUCGCCACGCGAACCAUCGGCGAUUUAAUGUCCGGCGAGAUUGAACGGACGUUGGAGAUCUCAAACCAGUCGAUCAUCAACGCUGCCGUCGACAUGAGUGACAUCCAAGGCACAACGACGCUGACAUCGAGAUCCGUGGUCAAUGUGAACCUCCCCCCGCGGCCGGAGCGCGUCAAAGUCAACAACGAGACGAAGAAAGCGGAGCCGAUGCGCCAGGUCUACAGCCCGAUAUCGCGGCCGUCGUCCACCGAGGGUCUGGAAGGCUUGGCGUACACGCCGCUUCCGCGCGCCGAUAUCCGGCCGUACCACGAGUCGUACUUUACCGACGUCAAGCCGCCGAUUGAGGGCGAAAUCCGCGGCAAUUUCGUGGCGGAAGGCUUGGCUGCCAGCUUGCAAGCGCGUGUCUUAAGCGGCCCGCAAAUCAAGGAAGAGGUGGACGUUUACGACCGGAGAAGUUGCGUGCAACCAAAUGUGCUAUACCAGGACCAUAAUGGCUCGACUAUCAAAAGCGAGGGCGUCAGUGAUUGUCAGUACAAACGGGAGUCGCCGAUUAUACAAGGGCCGAUUCGCAAUUCGCUGAAGCGGCGGCUAGUGGACGAGCAAGAGCCGGCACGGGUCCGGAAGUGCAACGAAGAAGAUGCAGAUGUCGAAGAAGAGGGCGAAGAAUCAAAAUGGCAGGACCGUAUUAGUUCAGGUUUCGAUCGCUUGGUUGCUUUCGCAUCCACCGAGUUAGAUAAACGGAGGCGAUCGACUGAGGGUAGCGACAGUUGUAACACGUCCCCAGAUUCGGGAAUAGGUCACGGUGAUUUACCACCGUCCUCUUUAACAGUGUCCACUCCGGCGAAACAGGCGUUGAAAUUAAACCCAAACUCGAAACCGACUCUUUUUAAAAUGCCGAACAAAAUUUAUUUAGAGAGUCCUCCCCUAAUAGGGGAGAGUGGAAACGACGAAUCUGGACCACCUCGAACCCCGUCUCCUUCUUCGCUCAUCAGCGUUCCUCUAAAUUACAGCCCGGAACCACCAAAUGAGAAAAGCCAGCCACGUCUGAAUCCGGCUUUACUUAAGUACCAACGCGAGGAUAAAAAAGUUAAACCGGAUCAACACUACAAGAAGAAAUUUUAUUACAGAGAACAGUGGAGGGAUGAUUCUUGGCAAAAUCGCGACCACGACCGGUAUUGCUCGUGGAAAAAUUGAUAAAUUCGCGCGGUUGAUUCAUUAAUUACUACUUUAUUUGCGAUUUCACACAGCAACAAGGUUGAAGCGGUUUGACUUGUAUAGUUAAUUUAUACACUGUAUUUAUUUUAUUUAUACUAUUUAUCACGUCUAUCUGAGCUUUAUGCUUUCGUCUGGUGACUUGCUUCACGUUUAAAUAUUUUUGGCUUCCAGUUUUACCGUUAAACCCAACAUUCGUCAUAUUAUGUGUUCACGAGGGACUAAUAUUUAAACGUGUAUGUGAGUCGUUACUGUACCUACGAAUUACGAAUCGUUGUGGUGUUCAAAUUCGAAACUUUGGUUUGAAGUUUUGGUGUCCGGACCACUGCUUCAAAUCUGAUGCAUCGUUUGCACCAAGUGCUAGAUGUGGUGUAGAUGUUCUUCUUUUUUACUAAAUAGAUGGUUGACGGACGGUCACGCUAGAGAAUUUUCGGUCAACUAGGUAAAUUGUACAUUUAUGUUUUAGCGUAAAUAAUGGAGACUGUAACUUUGUGUUCAUGAAAAUUGGAAGGUUUAUCGAGUUUCACUAUAAUUUAUUCAAUUUGCUUGUAAGGGUAUAUUAAUUUAUACUAACGUAUUGAAGACAAACACUGCCUAUUAAAUCUCAUAAAACUGUUUUCAAAAUUAUUAAGUAUAAUUUAUUUGUACAUUGUACAUAUGUUUUUAGACUAGAGCUAGCGAGUUAGGAUACAUAUUGUAAAAAGUAUAGUUAAUUUAAACAUAGGUAAUCCACGUGGGGAAGUCGUUGCCUAUGUUUUAUAUUCAAGACCGAUUUUUACGUACAAGUGUAAUACUGCCAUUUCAUCAUUAAUUUCAUACAUUUAUAUGAGAAGUAUUCGUCAUUCGACUUGUACUUGUUUAAAGUGUUAUGCUUGUAACUGAUUUUAACGUAGUUCAUUCGCACGGUCGGUUUUCAAUCGUAUUUUUUCAAGUGGGGUUUUCAACUUUGUGUACAAAGACUAGGAACUGUCAUUGCAAACAUUUUAAACAUACUUGUAUAUAGUUGAGAUCACAGAUUAAGUCAGUUUUUAUUACGUUGGACUUAUUUUAACCUAUAUCGCAAUUUUGCAAAUACAGUUUUUAACUUCGUAUUCGGUCCCUUUUUAUAUUAAUAAUCAAAGUUUUUUUAAGUGAUAUUUUGCCUAUUUUGUACAAAAGUACUUUUGUUAUUUUUAUGGUCUUUUGUCUUUUAUCAGUUUCAUUUGUUGUCUUUCGCAUUAUAUUAUAGUUUAUUUUUUUAGUACUAAACUUUAAUGUUAAUACUUUUUCAAGUUUUGUUUGUUGAAUUUUAUUUCUUCGCACCAUAUUAUUACUGUCAUAUCCUUGAAUCAGACUUUCGUUUGACAUUUCAUGAAACCCAUUAUGAAGAAGCCAAAGUUUUAUCUAAUUCGACGUUUUGUGACUGAAUUUACUUUUUUUAAUUCAUGGUUGAAAAUAGAAAGGAUAGCUCUCAGGAUUACUAUGAAUGUGAAUAAGACUAGGAAUAGAAUGUAUGUUACAUGUAAACAAUAAGUUGGUAAUUAUGGUAUCCUUUUAACUGCCAUUAAUUUAAUAAACACUUCUAUGUA